Colias croceus (clouded yellow) is the source of this 1744-nucleotide messenger RNA. RefSeq lists its product as uncharacterized. The record is from RefSeq and is a predicted model, not a curated record. The transcript has 5 exons. Lineage: Eukaryota; Metazoa; Arthropoda; Insecta; Lepidoptera; Pieridae. Gene Ontology annotation, molecular function: DNA binding. Bases 258 to 1721 code for a protein of 487 amino acids.
GUUCCCUGCACACACGAGACGAGAGUUGGCAAGACUAAAAAUUGAAGUCACUGUCAAGGUGUCAGGUUAUUUUAGAAGUGAGCGUUCAAUGAACGAACUGUUUUAUUCGACUGUUUUCUGGCGUCAACAGGUCGACUAUAUUACUUGCUCUGUGGUCGACUGAUUUACAGUUCAGUUGUGUAAAUAGACGUUUAUUAGUUGCUUGACUGUCUUUAUUUAGUACCUAAAUAGGUAAUUACUGUAAUUACUGAUUAAUUAUGUCGGCCCGUAAAAAAUCCAGUGUUCUUUGGCAGUACUUUGAGAAAGACAAUACUACGUUUAAAGCAAAAUGCAAUGAAUGCAAAGACAGUUUAAGUUUUAAGUCAUCAACCGCGAACUUGAAAAGUCAUUUGAGGAGGAAACAUCCUUCUUUGUAUUUGUGGGUGUUUGGAGCUGAUGACCAGCCCGUUCUUACAUCACAAAGGGAACAAGAAACUCGACCUGAUGCGGAAUCUACUCCAGAGAUGAAUGCCAAGCCGACAACGUAUAGAGGUCGUAAUGGACCUGUAUGGAGGUAUAUAACGGAAAUAGACACUGAAAAUCGGUUUGGUACGUGUUCAUUGUGUUUCACGAGGCUGUCAUUUAAAUCAACAACAGGAAAUUUGAGGCAACACCUGAUCAAACGGCAUGGCAUUGACUUUAGUUCCUUGGAAAAUGAUUCUGAAAUCUAUAGAGAUUCCGAGCACAAAAAUGCGGCGUCCGACCAAUCCGACUCGGAACAGUCUACCACGCUCGACCCGGACAACGAGUUGUGGGGCUUCUUCGACAAGGAGCCCCGGAACCGGGCGAAGUGCUCCAUGUGCGGUGUCGUGUUGAGACGGGAAACUGAUACCCUGUACAAGCAUUUGAAGGAGAGUCACUCGAGGAUAUCAGAGAACCUAGAAUUUAGAGAUAACGACGAGAACUACACAGAAGUCAUAUAUCUGGAAGAUCCAGUUUCUUUAGAUAACACGGAGUCCAAAAAAACUAAAUUUGACAACGUGAAAAUUGAGACUCCAUCAUCGCCACAACCAAAACGUCCUAAACGCCGACACAGCUACAAGGAACCGUUACGAGUCAGUAACAGUCAGAAUAUACCAACGGAGUUUUUGAAAAAGGACAAAAUCAGUCCACACGAUGAGGAAAUUGAAAAUUUUGGCAGAUACAUUACUGGUUUACUAAAAGCAGUACCGAAAGGUACGUGUACGAAACUGCAAAUGGAUAUCGUUAAUUUGAUAAUGACGGCCAAGUUGAAGAGUAUGGAGCCAACACCGACAAUCACUAUAAACGGUACUAUUGAAGUACAGAGUGAUAAAACAACGGAAGAAGCUGCACCUAUGGAUGAUGAUACGCGGGAGAACGAAGCAGCAGAAACAAAUCUAGAAGCGUCCACGACAGAAAGAAAACUUGAGUCCAAAAAACCACCAGAUAAAACCAGUUUACUCAAAAAAAGAAAGAGUUUUACCUACACCGAAGACUACAUCAAAUCCACGGACCAAGAAGAAGUUGAAAAUUUCGGAAAGUACAUAACCUGUUUACUCAAAAGUGUGUCAAAUAGAGAUGUUGGGACCAAACUGCAAAUGGAUAUCGUUAGUCUAAUAAUGUCUGCGAGGUUGAAAAUAGCGGAUAAAAGUUCGGUGCUUACUAUUAGUGGGACUAUAGAAAUGAAUAAAAAUACGGAUUCAGUGGGGACUGAUGCGUGAUGCGUAUUAAAUGAUUUGUGAUA